Linderina pennispora is the source of this 1041-nucleotide messenger RNA. RefSeq lists its product as uncharacterized. NCBI's taxonomy places the organism in Eukaryota, Fungi, Kickxellomycota, Kickxellomycetes, Kickxellales, Kickxellaceae. The record is from RefSeq and is a predicted model, not a curated record. Bases 119 to 760 code for a protein of 213 amino acids. The transcript has a single exon.
CACUUUGCUCAGGCUAUCAUCGAUAGAGUCAACCACCAGAUCCAAGACGGUACCAUUAUCCAGAUCCAGCACUAGACUCUCAUACUACACCUUUCAUUAAUUCCACAGGAUUCAACAUAUGCCUAGCACUAAAGAAAGGGCUGUAUAUCUUACAACCGUUUCAUAUACUAUGUUGCAUUUCGCCAAACCAUACCCAUUUUGUUCUGGUUCUCCUCCAAAGGGAUCCUCAAGUAGGGGCAAAUACUGCUGCGCACUAACAUUAGUGUGUCUAUUUUCCUGUUGUUGUCGACUACGCAUUUCAAACACCCCUGUCCAUCGUUCUGGUGCGGUUGUAUUUCUCAAUCAAAAUGUGGACCAUGGUUUGGCAGGCAAUAGCACUGUGGGGACUAAUUCUGCCUCGCUACCUGCACUCAGUGCACACAAGCAAAUCCCGACAUCACUUCAUACCGCUGGUGGUCCUGUCAGUCCUGUUGUCUUCCCCGCAGUUAUUUGUCCUUCUACCUUUUGUAUUUGUAAUUUCAGCCCAUCUGCUGACAUGGCCGUCAGACCUGCUACCAAUCUAUGGCCUGGGACCGCUCGAGAUCAUUAUCCGGGUGCAUCUACUGUUGUGGAUACCAGUGCAAGCGCUGACCAUGGUUGUCCUAAGCACUCUUCCACUGGGACAUUGCAUCCGCGGAAUUCGGCUGAUGUGCAUGUCGCGACCGCUGUUGCUACGAAUUUAACAGCGAUUCAAGCCCAAGCGGUUUACAUGUGCAUCUGACGGCAGACCUGCAAACCCACAAUAGCUUUAUUUCUAAAUAUAUUCGCUUCUACUUUGAUGUAUUGCUUGACUCUUGGACUUUUUCAGUGGCCCUGGAGAAGGAAUCAAAGCACAUCAUUGUCUGUCUAUCAAACAUCCAUUCAAAAUCGGGCGUGUCGGAUUUGUGGUGCAGAGCAGUUCCCUUCUUGCGUUCCUGAACAGAGUUCAGCGAGGGGCAAAGCAACAUAAGCACGGCAUAGGAUGCUAGAUGUGCCCACUGGUCCUGCUUACCGGAAAUAUCA